Messenger RNA from Nasonia vitripennis (jewel wasp), 1809 nucleotides. It is a transcript of the gene CCE-E7, whose product is annotated as carboxylesterase clade E, member 7. The transcript has 6 exons. Lineage: Eukaryota; Metazoa; Arthropoda; Insecta; Hymenoptera; Pteromalidae. Bases 69 to 1733 code for a protein of 554 amino acids. The record is from RefSeq and is marked validated.
AGCGUAAUGAAAGUCAUUCAGUGUUUUCACGGAAGUAUUGUCGUAGUACGUUACUCCGAUGAAUCACGAUGAGGGUGGCAGUGUUUGUUUAUUUGCUGACGAUUAGCUUUUGCGCGUCUGAAGACGUUCCAUCAGUUUCGACACCUUCGGGAAAAAUAGUAGGUUAUUAUCAAACGUCACACCAAGGAAACCGAUAUGAAGCUUACGAAGGGAUACCUUACGCGUUACCGCCGAUUGGAGACAGGCGAUUCAAACCUCCGGAACCGAUAACCAAACAACCAAGCGUCACAGUCGCCAAUAAAUUAACCAAACAUUGCCUGGAAUACGAGCGCAUCACAUUCCCGUCGGGCAGUCAUGUCCGUGGUGACGAGGACUGUCUGUACUUGCACCUCUACGCACCAAUUAGGAAAACCAACGCAUCGCUACCAGUGAUAUUUUGGAUCCACGGUGGCGCCUUUCAAUACGGCACAGUCAUGGAAAACGAAGCCUACUACUUGAUGGACCACGACGUGGUUUACGUUUCGGUAAACUAUCGUCUUGGUAUACUCGGAUUUUUGAGUACCGAAGACGAUGUAGUAUCCGGCAACAUGGGUCUGAAGGAUCAAGUAGCAGCGCUGCAUUGGGUUAAGAAAAACGUCCAGUACUUUGGAGGAGAUCACAACAGAAUAACACUCAUGGGUUUGAGUGCCGGUGGGGCUAGUGUUCAUUAUCAUUAUCUGUCACCGAUGACUGCCGGAUUAUUUCACAGCGGAAUAUCGUUCAGCGGCACGGCUCUGGACUGCUGGACGCAGACUCAAAAUUCACGAGAAAAGGCUGUGAAACUGGGAGAACUCAUGGGCUGUCCAGUCAGCGAUAUCCCUGCGAUGAUUCGAUGUCUAAAGGGAAUACCCGCUAGUGAGCUGGUCGAGGCUCAGGUUCAUUUUAUGCCAUGGCGAUUGAACCCUUUCACACCAUUCGGUCCUGUGGUAGAGAAGUUUUCGGAAAAUCCAUUCAUCGAUCAGUCUCCGAUCGAAAUAAUAAAGAAUGGCAAAGUUCACGAUUUACCUUGGGUUGCUAGUGUGGUUAGCGAAGAGGGACUGUAUCCCCUAACAGAGUACAUAACUAAGGCCGAAGCCUUGGAAGACAUCGACAAAAAUUGGGAAUCUAUAGCACCUCACCUACUUGAUUAUUACUACACUAUACCCAAAGAGAAACAUAACAGCACUGCAAAGCUUAUUAGAAAGCAUUACUUUGGGGAUGAACCAAUUGGCGAGGAGAAUAUAAGAAGUCUGACGCAUCUUGUAGGCGACAGAAUGUUUAUUGUAGAUGCGGAAAAGGCUGCCAGAGCCCAGGCUGAAGCUAAUCGUAGUCCAGUAUUCUUCUACUAUUAUAGUUACAGAGCUUCUACUAGUAUAAGUGAGAGCGAGACUGGAAGUUCAGAAGACUUUGGUGUAUGUCACGGCGACGACGUGUGCUUAGUUCAGAAAAAUCCUUUUGUUACACCGACAAAAACAUCAUCGGAUAUGGCAAUGCACAACGAAUUGGUUCGAAUAUGGACGUCUGUAGCGAGUAAAAGUGUUCCGAAAAUCGGGCAGCAGUGGCUCAGAGUCAAUUCAACGAAAAAGCCAUUCGAGUAUCUGCAUAUUCGAGGACCAUCCAAUUCCAGAAUGGAGAGUAACCAUAAUUUAGCCAAUAAACUGUUCUGGAAAUCGAUCGACUUCAACGAAAACAAAAUUCAUCAUGCAUCGACUUGAUGCUCUCUAGUAUUACUACACCAAAGAGUUUUGUACAAAAAUAUCGUAAAUAAAAAAUUAACUUCUUUACAACAAA